Molecule: messenger RNA, 382 nt
Organism: Thlaspi arvense
Lineage: Eukaryota; Viridiplantae; Streptophyta; Magnoliopsida; Brassicales; Brassicaceae
Source: the annotation of a GenBank genome assembly
UUCCGGGAGAGAGGGACCGAAGUGGCUGGUGCACACGCAAGUAUCUCACCGUCUGCUGUGACAACAUAUGUCUCUGGGUCCACGGUGAUGUUCGGAAGCGCAUCAUUCAGCUUCAUGUCGAGUUUCGUGAGCCCCCUCACGUUCGAUACUGCUACAACCUUCUUCUUGAGUCCAUAUACUUCUUUAACCCCGUUUCUCAAGGCAGCCUGGGUUAGGGAAUAACCCAGAAGAGGACCACUUUAUGAUGGAAUUGGGGAUAAAGAGCCGUUAGGAACUUAGGACCAGUAUGGAACUACCUAUGGAUGACCUUCAAAGAGUAUACUCAUCCGCAACCAUGGACAAUGGUUAGGUAAGGGGGAAUUGGAUUUCCCUUAGCCGUUGC